CGGACCAAUUUGUUCAAAACAAGCUGCAGCGAACACAAACUGCACCAUUUCAUCGGCGACUCUUGCUCCCGUCGUAAAGAAUAUAAAUACAGGAGAAAUUCCAGUGUCCAGUAAGUUGAGGUCCAGCACCACGCCACCAAAAUGACGAUUCCGACGGUUUCGUACAAAAAGGUCAUUGAACCUGAGACGAGGCCACCAGUUGCUGAUAGCUCAAGACGAUGGGUUGUAAUUUACAUUCUACUCGCUCUAUCGUUGCUGACCACGUACGCAUGCUGGAACAAUAUACGGUCCUGGGGAUUGAUGGAAACCUUCGAAACGACUAACGAUACACCACCAAAUUACAAGGAGUACGCCAAGAUGGCUCGUUACCUCGUACAUAAGGCCGAAUGGGUUUCUAUGGGCUCGUUAUCUACGGUGGCCGCUGUUAAGGGCUUCCCCAUGGUCAACAUCAUCUCGGUGGCGGAUAGUGCCCGUGGAGAAAAAUCCACCGGUGUGUUGUACUUCUAUUUGACCAUGCUCGACUACACGGCUCAAGAUCUGGCCAAGGAUAACCGCCUGACUGUGUUGCUCUCGAUGGACCAAGAUUUGUACUGCACAAAGAAUGGCAUCGACCCCAUGGAACCAACGUGUGCACGCAUAAUGAUCUCAGGCACUGUGGUGAAAAUCAACGAAACAUCGCCCGAGUAUCAAUUUGGCUCGUCCGCUAUGUUCAGUCGUCAUCCGGCUGCGAAAAAGUGGAUCGAAACCGAUGGGCACAACUUUUUCCUGUGCAAGCUUGACAUUGUGCAAAUUGCCGUACUUGACUUUUACGGAGGGCCCCACUACGUUACCGUGGAAGAUUACAUGGCUGCAGAUCCCGAUAAGAAGGCAGUCGCUAGUAACACCAACGGUCGUCGGGUGCCGCCUCGCUUUGCUGAAGUGGCUGGUGAUGCACACUAAGCUACGAUGCAGCAUGCGAAUCGGCAUCAUUGGGCAAGAGGGACAAAUAUUCAAAACAUCAAUCGAACGAAAGUGAAAAUGAAGAAGAUCGAGAGAGAUUGGCAGACUGUUGCAGACCGUCGUGAGAGAUAGAUGAAAAAUAUGUGUUGCAAUGUUUCUUGCGAUAAACAUACACGUUGUACGAAAGUUUAGCAAUAGCUAGUAACGGGAGCAGAACGCAAAACAAGCGUUUGUGAUAAUGCUAGUACAGGCAAAUGGCAACGCGUGUAACUGAUAAAGAUUUUGAAUCAUUUUAUUUACAUUAAUAUAAAGAAAAUCAAUAAACAAAUACAG
Messenger RNA from Anopheles coustani, 1272 nucleotides. It is a transcript of the gene CREG, whose product is annotated as protein CREG1. NCBI's taxonomy places the organism in Eukaryota, Metazoa, Arthropoda, Insecta, Diptera, Culicidae. The transcript is spliced from 4 exons. The coding region runs from base 142 to 939 and encodes 265 amino acids. The record is from RefSeq and is a predicted model, not a curated record.